This is a messenger RNA of Trichoderma gamsii, 1482 nucleotides long. RefSeq lists its product as hypothetical. The coding region runs from base 1 to 1482 and encodes 493 amino acids. Gene Ontology annotation, molecular function: protein binding. The record is from RefSeq and is a predicted model, not a curated record. NCBI's taxonomy places the organism in Eukaryota, Fungi, Ascomycota, Sordariomycetes, Hypocreales, Hypocreaceae. The transcript is spliced from 3 exons.
AUGCCGGGCACUUCGACUCCAGGCGCCGAGGGCCCUACCUUUGCGCCUCCAAGCCUGCCCGCUGGUUGGAUCGCGCAGUGGGAUGGUUCCAGCAGAAAGUACUACUACGUCCAGCUGGCCACUGGUGUUUCUCAGUGGGAUAUUCCCACCGAUCCUGUCCAGACAGGCACUCCGAUUCCCGGCGCAGAGCAUCCUUACGGCUCACCCGCGCCUCAGGUCAUCACGCACCCGGACGGCUCGCAGACCAUAAAGCACUCGGAUGGAACCAUGGAGCCCAUCCUGCCUGAUGGCCCAGCUGGCGAGCGUGGACUUGGGUCUAUGGCCUUGAACGCACUUACGGGCGGCAAAAGUUCGAGUAGUGGUGGCAGCGGUGGAAACCCCCUGGGCGGCCUAGCUGCUCAGUUCCUCGGCGGUGGCUCCCAUGGGGGCAGCGGAGGAUCUUCCGGUAGCGGCGGUGGUAAAGACUCUAUUGCCGGAAAACUGGUUGGACAGCUGGCGUCGAACUUGUUCUCGUCCUCUGGCAAACCUUCACAGUCUCAAAACUACCACCAAGGUCAAGGCGGCUCCUCAGGCGGCGGAUCGCAACAUUCAAGCGGUCUGGCUGGUGUGGUGGGUGGCCUAUUUGGCGGGGACAAACCAAGUCACGGUCAAAACUCGAGCUUUGGCUACUCGAAUUCAGGAUCGGGCGGUAACGCAUACUCUGGCUCAGCACCGACCUACAAUCCUCCAGGGUCUACUCAUGGGUCUGGUCACGCGGCAACGUCCUCGACAUCGCACACGGGCUCUCACCAGAGUCCUCCUUCUGGCCACAAUAACUCGUACCCUCCACCUCCUCCUGGAGGACCACCUGGCGGCCAAAAUUAUGGACAGCAGUCAUACGGUGGCAACCAAUCAUACUCGCAUAAUCAGCCUCCCAGUCCAUACGGCGGAUCGCACGACCAGCACUCACAACAGCAUGGAGGUGGCGGCUAUACACCGCAGCAGCCCUCUUAUGGCUCCCCUUCUCACCAGCAAGGCUACGGUGCUCCCUCACCAGGCGGACAGCAUGGUGGACAUCAGCCCAACUAUGGAGCUCCACCAGGACAACACCAGCCAGGCUAUGGAGCCCCUCCUGGAGGACAACAUCAACAGAAUUACGGCGGUACAACGCCGGGUGGCCAUCCGCCAUACCAGCCACAAGGCCAACAGUCGCCGCAAUUCCCUCCUCCUCCGGGACAGCACCAGCACCAACAAUACCCCCCGCCUCCCGGACAGCAACAGCAGUAUCCUCCUCCGCCCGGACAACACCAGCAAUAUCCUCCUCCGCCCGGCAGCGGAGGUUACAACCCAUCAUAUGGUACGCCGAGUGGUCAGCAGCAGUAUGGCCAGCAACCUUACCAGCCAGGUGCUCCUCAUCAAUCAGGUGCUUCUCACCAACACGGCGCUCCUCCUGUGCCCCAUGGCAGCCACCCAAGCCACGGAGGAUACGGCAGUGGCUACUAA